AUGGGUAAAGGAAUAAAGAAACAUAUGAAGAGAGUAAAUGCCCCCUCUCAUUGGAUGUUGAACAAAAUGGGUGGCCAGUAUGCGCCCAAAACAAGCAGUGGUCCACAUAGACUAAUUGAAAGUAUCCCAUUGGUGAUUUUAUUACGAAAUCGAUUGAAGUAUGCAUUAACAUUUGAUGAAGUGAAAAUGAUAUUAAUUCAAAAAAUUGUAAAAGUGGACAAUAAAAUAAGAACAGAUUGUACAUUUCCUGUUGGUUUAAUGGAUGUUAUUCAUAUAACAAAGUCGAAUGAAUAUUUCCGUCUUUUGUAUGACAUUAAAGGAAGAUUCGUACCACAUAGAAUUACCCAUGAGGAAAGUAAAUAUAAAUUGUGCAGAGUAAAAAAAAUUAUCUUAAGAAAAGGAAGAUUAUCUAUUGCAGUUACACAUGAUGGUAGAAGCAUUCCAUAUAUCCAUCCGGACGUUAAGGCAAAUGAUACAGUUCGAUUAGAUUUAGAAACAGGAAAAGUUCUGGAACAUUUAAAAUUUCAAAUAGGUAGCAUGGUUAUGGUUACUGCUGGACACAGUGUUGGAAGAGUUGGUAUCAUUUCAUCAAUUGACAAGAACAUAGGAACAUAUGACAUUAUUCAUGUCAAAGAUUCUAGAGGAAAAAUAUUUGCUACCCGUUUAAGCAAUGUUUUUGUCAUUGGGGAUAAUUCGAAGCCAUACAUUAGUUUGCCACGAGAGAAAGGAAUCAAAUUGGAUGUCAUUGAGGAGAGAAGAAACAAAUUGAAGGCACAGAAUAAUUAG
Molecule: messenger RNA, 786 nt
Organism: Plasmodium gonderi
Lineage: Eukaryota; Apicomplexa; Aconoidasida; Haemosporida; Plasmodiidae
Product: 40S ribosomal protein S4
Exons: 2
Coding region: 1-786 (261 amino acids)
Biological process (GO): translation
Cellular component (GO): ribosome; cytosolic small ribosomal subunit
Molecular function (GO): structural constituent of ribosome; RNA binding
Source: RefSeq, a predicted model, not a curated record